Molecule: messenger RNA, 536 nt
Organism: Paramecium octaurelia
Lineage: Eukaryota; Ciliophora; Oligohymenophorea; Peniculida; Parameciidae
Source: the annotation of a GenBank genome assembly
AAAUUAAAUGCAAAGUGGAUUUUCGGUUUGUAGAAGAAAGGCUGGGUAAACCUUCCGAAAGACUCUUGGAUUAUAUAAUUAUAAAUUGGGACAUUAGCAAUAUCACAAAGAACCUGGGAGUGUGUCUUUGAAUGCAGUGGAGUAAUUAAAAAAUGUAAAAUAUGCAAAAUAGUUUGAAUAGACUAAGACUUAUGAAGGCAUAAUGAGGAUUAGGAAAUUGAGACAGGAAAGCGAUAGAGUAUUUGGAAAAUUUGUUGGAAGUAAUUGAAUUAUUAUAAAAUUAGCCAAAUUUGUGGUUGAUAAGAGUAGAAUUCCUUAAUACGAUAUACCAGAUUUGACCGGAUUUGAAGUAUUAUAAUGACUAUUUUAGCUUAAACCUUAUGUAUCAUACCAUACUCCUUAGGUGGAUAAGGAGACUUAGGCGAAAUUAGAAAGAAUGAAUGAUUUUAAUUUAACAGAGAAUUUGGUACCUCGUUCGGAAACAAAAUUAUUAGAGAAGAAAUGACGCAUCAAAUAUUAAGAAUUUUAAAUACCCA